Pomacea canaliculata is the source of this 2868-nucleotide messenger RNA. RefSeq names its product pyrroline-5-carboxylate reductase 3-like. The transcript is spliced from 6 exons. Gene Ontology annotation, molecular function: pyrroline-5-carboxylate reductase activity. Gene Ontology annotation, biological process: L-proline biosynthetic process. Lineage: Eukaryota; Metazoa; Mollusca; Gastropoda; Architaenioglossa; Ampullariidae. The record is from RefSeq and is a predicted model, not a curated record. Bases 97 to 933 code for a protein of 278 amino acids.
CGCAUGCGCAAGUUUUUCGGCGUGCGCUCGACACGAGAUUGCAGAAAGUGACCGACGCCGGACAAAACAGAUACAUUUUCUAGUAUUAAUUUCACCAUGGCAUCAACAUCAGAAACAUGCUGUACAACGGAUCUUAAAGUCGGCUUUAUGGGAGCCGGCAGGAUGGCCUAUGCUAUCACCCGUGGAAUCGUCAAUGCAGGUCUGGUCAGACCAUCAAACAUCAUUGUCAGUGAUCCAAGUCCACUUAUGAAGAAUGAGUUUGAGGAACUUGGAGUGGCCUUCACAGAUGACAACAAAGAAGUAGUUGCUCGCAGCCAGUUGAUUGUACUUUCAGUCAAACCAAACAUGGUGAAACCAGUCCUUCAAGAAGUAUCGUCACUCAUUUCAAAAGACAAUAUUAUUGUCUCUAUUGCAGCUGGAAUCAAGUUAGCUACAAUAGAAGAGCUUUUACCGUCUGGCACCCGUGUUGUGCGAGUCAUGCCUAAUACACCAGUGCUAGUGCAAGCUGGUGCCGCUGUUCUGGCACCAGGAUCUGCGGCAAACCCUCGAGAUGCGCAGCUGGUGGCUCAGCUGCUUAGCAGUGUUGGAAUUUGUGAACAGGCCAGUGAAAAGCUGCUGGAUGCAGUCACUGGACUAAGUGGCAGUGGACCCGCCUAUGCUUUCGCAGCAAUUGAGGCUAUGGCUGAUGGAGGAGUGAAGAUGGGGCUGCCCCGUGAUUUGGCCAUGAAACUUGCUGCCCAGACUAUGCUGGGAGCAGCAAAAAUGGUGGUGGAAACGGGCCGACAUCCGGGGCAGCUGAAAGAUGAGGUCUGUUCGCCAGGAGGAACCACAAUCACAGCGAUGCAUGUGCUGGAGAAGAACGGGUUUCGAGCUUCACUGAUCGAUGCCGUGGAAGCAGCAACAAAGCGUGCAGAAGAACUGGGGCAGCAAUAAUCCAUACCUCAUUUUUUGAGGCUAAUCUCUUUUUGGUGCAUUAUGCAUGCUGUCGCACUGCAGUUUUAUAUUUUCACGAACAUUGAAGAAAAAAAGAAAACUGCAUCAAGAAAUAAUAGAAUCACUUAAGUGCAUUUUGCAUAUAGCAUUUCAUGACAUUGAACGUCUCAUUUGAUGUUUAUAAUGGCUUGCUGUCUCUAAGAUUAACAAUACUCUUGUGUCAUUGAAAAAUAGCUUUUGUUUUUUCUCCAAAGUUGCUUUGCUCACUUAAUAUUUGUUUAAAUGUAAACUUUUGUCUCAAAGAGAUUCAUCUUUGAUAGAAAUAUUUUAUAAACCAUUCUGUUACUGUGCCAUUUUGCUAGUCAAGUGAUUAAGCUGAGGUUGCAGAAGUACUUUUGGACCCAACGUUGCUAAUAGAAUCUUCUGAUAUUCUUUUAAACCCACUUAUCACAAGAGUUAAUGAAUUUGUGAUGUGCAUAAAAAUCAUUUUUGUAGACAUUUUACUUCACACACCACUCAGGAUCAAUGUCCAAUCUCAUUGUUGCUGGAAGCUAUUGAUACUGUGGGACUGUACAUAAAGUUUGUGCAUAUAUGAUCAUGAAUGCAUGUUUCCUUAGAGUCUCAUGCCUAUCAUUCCCCCCUUUCUAAAUAAAUAAUCUGAUUGUAUACACGCCAGUACAGCAAGAAUAAUCACACCAAGUCAACUGAUGUUUUGACUUUAUAAUUUUCCUCCACUUCCUGUAAUGUGAAAAUGAGUAUGAUACCUGUAGCAGUGGGUCAUGACCACUGCACAGAAUUCAGUCAUGUUCUUUGUCAGACACUGAAAUAAGCCACAACAGUGAUCAGUUUGUGUCAUUUACUUUUAAUUAACAUGUGUCUUCUCUUAUGACAUUUUAGUAGCCUGCUAAGAUAUUUAGUCCCACCCAUUGAGUUCUAUAAUAGAAAUGAAGAAUACAGUAUUAGAUAUUUUGUUAGAUGAAAACUGUGUUUUUUUAAAAAUGUUACUUUUUUGGUUGCUUCUGGUGAAGUCUUGUACUUCUUUCAUAGCCAAUAUGCAUAAUCUUACUUUUGUGAUUUUCAUUUUAUAAGUGUGUGGGUGGUGCAUGUUCAUUACUUUAUGAGGUUAGUAUUUGAAAGGAUGGUUGGGUUAGGUUUAAUGUGAAGGUUAAUAAUUUGAAAAUGUUGUCAGACCAUGGCUAGUUGUUGAUCUCUGGUGCUUUUCUUGACAAUUUUUUUAUAAUUCAUUUUUAUGAAUUUUUGGAUCACUUUCUGAAUUACAGGAUUUUUUGUUAUUAAACUUUUUUCAGCAGGGUAUUUGUGGAACAUGCUUUGAAUAAUAAUCUAUUAUUCCUCGUUUAGAAUAAUCAGGAUUAAAAUCUAUAUUCAGAUUGUAAAAUGUUUAGGGAGAAUCCAUUAGUCUAAACUGAAAAUGACACAUGCAGAGCAAAGAUGACUUUUUUGGUCCGACUUCGAUAUUCCCUGCCCAUUAUAGAUGAGAAAAACGAAGUACAAUUAUUUUCAUUGUGUGGAACUUAAGAGACUAGUAAUGUAGACCAAGAUUUUUUGCUUUUGAGUCUCUUUCCUCAGUUCUGCAUUUUACUGGGUUUCUUUUUUAAACCCAUGCCAUUGAUGAUCUAAUUAGAAAAGUGUUGCUGGGACCAGUUUACUAUUUUGCCGUGUGCACCUUAUUGUUGUUCAUUACUCAUAAAAUUUUAGAUUAUAAGUUAAUGUAUUCACUGAAGUAAAAAACAGUCUGAACUUAUAUUUACGAAAGCUGUGCUUGUUUUUGGUAAGGUGAAGCAGUAAAAUUAUUGAAUAAAGAUAAAAAUAUUUCCUCUCAAAUGUGGAGUGACAUUUUGAUACACUGUAUUUGAUGCUUUUCUUAUGUUGGCUUUAGAGCAAUUGGUAAUGCAUUAAAAAAAUGUAAGAGAUGAA